UCCGGAAACCUGAGGGCGGGGUCCUUGGGACCCCCUAGGGCCCGCCCCAAACGUGCCUGGCCCACUGUGUCCGCUGCUUCCUCUUCCCCUUCCCGGGCAGUCCUGUCUUUGCAUGCUCAGCCCUGGACACCUCCUCCUGGAAGCCCCCUGGGCGGCUGUUGGAGUGAUCGCGGACUCAGUGCUUUAUAGGAAGCCAGGGCUGGACGACGUGGGUCUGGCCAGGGCUUAGCCAGGACCCCGCCCCCAGCCCGGGCCUCAGACCCCACCCGCUUCUGCUGUCCUUUCCUACUGCUUCCGCCUGUGGUUUGACCUCGUGUGUUCUAAGUCAGCCACAAUGUCAGCAGCCAAUAGACAGAAGAGACUGAGACAUUCAUCUGGAACUGGGGAAUCAGUGACAUUCAAGGAUGUGGCUGUGGACUUCACCCCAGAGGAGUGGGGAUACCUGGGCCCUUCUGAGAAGGAGCUGUACAGGGAUGUGAUGCUGGAGAAUUAUGGGCACCUGGUCCAUCUGGGACUCAGUGUUUCCAAGCCAGAUGUGAUCUGCCACUUAGAGAGAGGGGACCCUCCUUGGAAGCCAGUGAUUAAAGCCCCAAGGACCAGCUUUCCAGAUGGUGAGACUAGGUUGGAAACCAUGGGGUCAUCUGUAGAGGGGAACAUUUCUCUGGAGACAUUUUCUCAGAAAAAUCUCAAAAGGGCUAGUGUAUUGACCUCCAGCUGGAGAGAAACCUGGAAACCUGGUGCCAGUUUGGGCAGGCAUCAAAGUUCUAAGGAGAAACAUUCUUGCAAUCCCUAUAUUUUCACCAUGGCUGGCGGCAAACGUGCUCUCGAGGAGAAAAGUGAACCAUCUCGUAAGCGCAAGUCAAUAGACUUGGAAAUGAAAAUGAACAUAAUUAGAAAAUAUGAAGGAGGACAAAAAUUGUCAUCGAUAGCACGUGAACUUAGCCUUGCGGUCUCGACUGUGAACACCAUAGUGAAGGAUGCUGCCCGGAUAAAGGACCAUGCAGAAGACAGUACUUGCAUGAAGUUGACUUAUCUGUCAAAACACAGAGAAGGUGCUAUUCUAGAGAUGGAAAAACUAUUAACUGUGUGGAUCGAAAGCCAAAAUCAGAAGAAUAUUCCUUUAAGCUUAAUGGCAAUUCAAGACAAGGCUCGAAGCCUCUUUGAAGAUUUAAAGGUAAAGUACCCUGAAGGAACACAGGUAUUUACAGCAAGCAGUGGUUGGUUUGCACGAUUUAAAAAUCGUGCAGGAUUUCAUAAUAUGCAUGUGUCAGGAGAGGCUGCUAGUGCAGCUAUUGAAGCAGCAAAGAAGUUCCCAGAGUUCCUGCAAAAAAUAAUAGAUGAAGGUCCCUACUUGCCAGAGCAAAUCUUCAAUGUAGACAAAACCGUCCUCUUUUAUCAAAAAAUGCCAUCUCGGACCUGUAUCUCAGUUGGGGGAAAAACUAUGCUGGGGCAUAAAGCUUCAAAAAAUAGAGUUACUCUUCUGCUUGGAGGGAAUGCAUCUGGGACUUGCAAAUUAAAACCUGCUGUUGUGCACCACUCAGAAAAUCCUAGAGCAUUGAAAGGAAUCAGCAAGACAACACUACCUGUGCAUUAUUUUGCUAACCCUAAGACAUGGAUAACCCUCGAUAUCUUUGAACAGUGGUUUAUGCACUGCUUCAUUCCUGAAGUGGAGAAGUUUUGUAAUGAUAAUGGCCUUCCUUUCAAAAUUCUACUGAUUUUGGACAAUGCCCCAGGUCACCCUCUCCAUCUGGAUGAUUUUAAUGAAAAUGUAAAAGUGGUCUACCUUCCCCCUAAUACUACCUCAUUAUUACAACCUAUGGACCAAGGAGUGAUUGCGGAUUUCAAGGCCUAUUAUUUACGUAUUACAUUUGCCCAGGCAAUUGCAGCUUUGGAUGCAGAUAAAGACUUGACACUGAGAGAUUUCUGGAAGUCCUAUAACAUUUACCAUGCAAUCCAGAAUAUUGCUAAGGCUUGGGAAGAUGUAACAGAAGUAUGUAUGAAGAAAGUCUGGAAAAAAGUGUGCCCGCAGCUUGUUUCUGAUUUUAGUGGAUUUGACAAAGAUGAAACGUUAAAAGAAGUGAGUAACAAGAUUGUAAAAUUAAAGCAAGAAUUGGAGUUAAAAGUGGAUGAAAGUGAUGUGGAGGAGUUGAUUAAGUCUCACAGAGAAGGACUGUCGAAUGAGGAUCUGAUUGAGCUGCUAGCUUCAAAGAUCGAAGAAGAAGAAAGGGAAGCUUCAGAACCUGACGUUGAACCAAAAAGGUUCACAACAAAACAGCUGGCAGAAGCAUUUCAUCAUUUGAGUGAAUUUUUUUCUUCUAUUGAAAAGAUGGAUCCAAAUACUUCAAGAUUUUUUAAAGUUCAAAGACUAGUUGAGGAUAAUGUUGCUUGCUAUCGUCAGAUAUAUGAGGAAAAAAAGAGAGCCACUGUCUAAACAUUCUCAAUAGCUUCAUAAAAAAAACAGUUAUGUAGCCAACCACAAGUGAUAAAGGCUAGGUGUAGUGGGUGGGAAAGGAGCAACAUACUGUACAUCUACGUUAACUUUACGGCACAGUGCUGUGCAUACUCUAUCAUUAACUUUGCCUGUCAUUUCAUAAUUCUGCUUAUUAUAGUACAGUAUUUAAUAUGCCUGCAUUUUAGUACAUUUUAAGAGGUGUGUAAAGGUAUUCUUUUUUAUAUGCCUUUGUUAUGUAGGCUAAGUAAAGUGGAUGGGUAGAGGCAAAUUCUCAUUAUGUAAAAACCACUUUAUGUAGAGGUCUGCAUAACAGUUCCCUUAUGUAAAGUGAGAACUGUCUGUAUAAUGAAUAAAGAAAAGCCUUCAAGUCUAGUCCAUGAACUCCUGUGUGAUAACAGAUCCUGGAGAGAAAUCUCAUAAAGUUAAUAAAUGUCAGAAGCUUUCCCCCCUGAGAAUAUAACUUAUUGGACAUCAGAGAAUUCUUAUUGUAGAGAAAGCUUAUGAACAUGAUGAUUAUAGUAAGGUGUACAGUCACAACCAAUCCCUUUCUUCUCAUCACAGGACUGAUAUAGGGGAGAACUCUUGUGAAUAUCUUGAAUGUAGGAAAGGCUUCAGAGGAAGCAAAGACUUUACAAAGUACCAAAAAAUUCAUACUGGAGAGAACCCUUUUGAAUGUCAUGUAGAUGGAAAGGAGUUUUCAAGGGCAGCCCUUUCUUCCCAUGUGAGAAUUCAUUCAGGAGAGAAACCUCGAGAAUAUCAUUCAGUAUUAACACAAGUCUUACCCAGCAUGUGAGAAGUCAUACUAGAGAUAAACCUUGUGGGAAACCCUGAAUGUGGGAAGCCCUUCUACAAAAAGGCACAUCUUAACCAGCACAUGAGAAGUCAUGCUGAAGAGAAACUUCAUGAAUGUCCUGAAUGUGGGGAAACCUUCUGUUGUAAGGCAUAUCUCAAUCAGCAUAUGAACAUUCAUAAUGGAGAAAAGUCAUAUGAAUGUCCUGAAUGUGUGAAGGCCUUCUACCGAAAGACAUAUCUUACUCAACAUAUGGGAAUUCAUACUGGAGAGAAACCUUAUGAAUGUCCUGAGUGUGGGAAGACCUUCUUCAAAAACAAACAUCUUACCUAGUAUGUGAGAAUUCAUUCUGGAGAGAGACUUAUAAUGAAUUGUAAUGACUGUGAGAAGACCUUCAGACAAAGGGGAAGCUUGACUCAACAUCAGAGAAUUCAUACAAGAAAGAAACCUUAGGAAUGACUUCUGAUGAUGUGACCAACAAGAUCUAGGACAAGAUAUCUUCUCUCAUCAUCAGGAUUUUUCAAACCCUUCUAAAGUAGCAAUUAUGUGAAAGAAAACCCAUUUCUGUUGCCCCCAUAGUCUAGAACACCAAGAACUCUAAUAGGAUAAAACAUUAUGAGUGUCAUAAAUUUAGAGUGAUGAACUUAUAUUCUACAUUAACAAAUACAUGCUGGAGAGAAACCUUAUGAAUAUAAUGAUUGACAGUAGGCCUGCUGCCUUAGCAUUCCAGAUUAAUUCAGUAAGUAUCUAUUGAAUGUGCACUGCAUGGAAGUUUCUGUGCCUAGUGGUGGCACUGCCCUCAGGAAUCUCACAGUCUCCUGGGGAAAAACACCAUUCUCUAGAAAAGCUGGUUCACAAAUUUUGUCAGUUUAAAUCAUGAGUGAUACCCUUCCAUCAGUGAACAAAACUGACACAACUUCAGAUAAUUCACACUAGAUAGAGAACUUAGGGAUAUGAGAAGGCCUUGUGCCCAUUCACAGAACUUCAUGAGUAUCAAGAAAAUUCAGAUUGCAGAAUAUGCCAAUAACAAUGUCAGUUGGCCUGCAACUGUUAGUCAACCUUUGCUUUCCAUCUUGGAAAUAUGUUAUAGAUACAGACUCCACUGAGGCAAUAAAUAUAGGGAGACGUGAAGCUGUUAACAGAAAUGUUUUCUUCACAUUAUUAAACUCAUACUGGGAAAUUGUUAUUACGAAAUAUGCCAAGGCAGUAACUGUUUUGAAAGUCAUCAAAAUUUGUCCGAGCCAUAUGGCAAGAUCCAUUUUCUGUCCUGUCACAAUGACAAGAGGCUUUUACAACAUUACCAACUCCACAUGGACAAAUAAAUACAUUCAUACAGUCCUA
Messenger RNA from Trichosurus vulpecula (common brushtail), 4583 nucleotides. Its product is annotated as tigger transposable element-derived protein 1-like. Lineage: Eukaryota; Metazoa; Chordata; Mammalia; Diprotodontia; Phalangeridae. The transcript has 6 exons. Gene Ontology annotation, biological process: regulation of DNA-templated transcription. Gene Ontology annotation, molecular function: DNA binding. The record is from RefSeq and is a predicted model, not a curated record. Gene Ontology annotation, cellular component: nucleus. The coding region runs from base 335 to 2431 and encodes 698 amino acids.